Messenger RNA from Porites lobata, 6780 nucleotides. NCBI's taxonomy places the organism in Eukaryota, Metazoa, Cnidaria, Anthozoa, Scleractinia, Poritidae. The record is from the annotation of a GenBank genome assembly.
CAUGCAUUGCGUUUUUUGUUAAUAACUGCGAGAGGUUCUUUCGCAGAGAAAGAAAUGAAAUUUCUUUGCUGCAAAGGCUUCUAUUUCCUCUGUCUUUUGAUAUUCUACGGAUUUAGCUCAGUAUAUGCUAUAAGCGUGGAUGUUGAACAAGAUUCAGGUUUGAAAGUGCAUUUUACGUUUUAGCGGGGCUCCAUGUUAUGGCGGGCAGUUACAGCUUCCAUAUUAUUUUUUUAAGUCGGUGUGAUCUCAUCGUGGGAUAUUGUUUUGGUUUAUGGAACAAUGCUUUGCUUAUUCAGACGCGGAACAGACUGUCCUGUGCUUACUCACUCGUAGGAGACAGAUCAACAAGCUGUGAAAAUCGAAUGACCUACUUUUGUAGGAAUUUUCUUUCGCUUGUUGUUAACUAAGCUUGUUUUUUUUAUUGUAAUUUCCAAUCCCACUUUUUAAAUUGUUUAAGCUCAUUUCUCUAAGUUUUAAGCUUUUCAGAGAAACUUUUUAAAUUCUUCUCCCUUCAAAGCUAAUCGAAUCUAGUUCUAGCUACAUAGCAGAAAUAUACUAUUACAAGUUUGGUCUUCUAUGAUCUCACAUUUGAGGUUCAUAAGAGUUUAUGUUUCACUAAGUGAAAAGCAGAUAAUUUUUUAUCAGCAUUAAUAGGUUUUAGUCCCAUUGUUUUAAUAAUAUGGUAUGAGCAAAUUAACACUAUACUAGUCUUAACAUUAAUCUCAAAUUGGAGAUUCAUUAAUGCAAUUAAAAAAAUAAGAAAAGGGAAAUAAAAACAACAGAUUAAUGAUAAUGACAUCUAUCCAUCAUAAAAUACAGCUGUAGAUGUGAAAUAGUAACUUUCACCUCAGUAAAACUUCCAAGUUUGCAAUUUUGUUCUGAUGUCUCAUAAUAAGAUUCUCUUCGACUAGAAAUUGGUCAAUGUUCAGAUGAGAACAACUGAGGAGAGGUACUCUCCAUCUCCAAUUUUUGUCUUUUAUUAUCCUAAAUUUUAUUUUUACUUAUAGUAAUUCACCUAAUUUCUUUGAUCAGAGGGAAAAGAGAGAAGAACAAGCUUGACUUUUUCAUAGAAACAUACCUGUACGACAGAUCACUGUAUAUAUCUUUCACUUUAUAGUUCCUAUGACUACUCUUGUUAUCUAGGUCUAUCUAGAGCGCACUUACUCUUUGAUCCGAUCUUGGUUUGCUGAUGGCUGUGGGGAGGGAGAUAAAAACCAUCUUGUAAUGACAUCAAGAUCUUCCUGUCAGUCAUAUCCAAGAUCCAUUGUAAAAGAGAUAGCUAGAAGAAUGUGGAUGAGCUUAAGAUUGCAUGGUCCAGUUUAUAGAUGCAAUGUCAAGACGUUGGUUUUUACUGAAAUAUUUACUUCAGGUCAAUUGAAGUUUUCUUAAGUUAAUUAGUAAUUAGAGAAGGUAAACAGUUUGAAUUCUUAAUCACCUUUAAUGAUGUACCAUUGGCCCAUGCUAUAUUUUGUUUUCAGUUCAAUAAUUUUAAAUCCUUUCCACCUGUUACUUUUGUCUCAGUUUUAUACUGAUGAUUAUGCCUUUGUUGGUGAACACAGAAAAUAAAUCCAGUGUUGUGUUAAUAACUUCAAAGUGUUUUAUUUAAGCUUUAAAUGCUCUGUCAUUAGUUUGCAAGAAAAAUUAAUUAAUCCUGAUGGGAGAUAAUUUGAAACCAUGCAUUGGUACUGGAAAGUAUCUUGCUGUUGUUUUCAUCUAAAUUGUCAUGCUUGAAUAAGAUUUCUUCUUCAGAAUCAAAUUUUGGAUGGCUUCAUACAGUGGGUGACAUCACUUUAAGGCUUAAGCUUGGCGGUCAUAAGCGUCAUGUUUCCAAUAAAAAAUCGAAUAAAGAAAAGUGUCAGGCUUUGUAGGAAUAGCAAAAUCUACAAAAUAAACGUGAAGACUUGUUUCACAUGUUCAUUUAAAUUCCUGCUACCUCAUGUGUAUAAUCUGCUGUUUAAAGUGUUUCUUAUUGAGGAAUUGAAGAGUUAUUUUAAAUAUUUAUUAUGACAAGUCAAGCCUGCCCAGCCAUGUGAAGCAUUAAGGCUAGACUGAUCUCAAACUCAUUAUCUCAUAUGAUUUACUGUGAUUUUGCUUCUCUUCAAUUACAUCACGUGCAUGGCUUUGAUCAUUUAAAACUCCAUCAUUUGUGCUGCUUUGCUGUGUUGUGGAAUUGUAACAGUUAAAUUUUUCAACAUUAUUUUGAACUGCUGUAUUUUUGAAAAGAGAACUAUCAUUCACAACUUUUAAUUUCAAAGCAAAGCGGUGUAUAAGGGAUUUUCCACUGAAGUGGAGGUAAAUGGUAGUGGAUAUUAUAAGGAGGCAUGAAGUUGCGAAGUAAUUAUCCACCACUUCUACUGACAAUGAGGUGAAUUUACGGCUCAUAAUGAAUAAUAUUGUUUUUACUUAAUUACACUGUAUUACACAACCUGACUAACUAGUAGACCAAAAAUUACUUUAUUUCAGUCUGUCAGAUGUGCAAAUGCAUAUUAAUGCUCACAAAGUCAAACCUAACUCAGGUGAUACGUGGUGAUCAAGGAAAAAAAAUGUAGGAAACAAAUGACUUCAAACAUUCCAUGAUCUUGAUUAAUGAAAUUCCAGUGCUUUUGGAUCCAGCGUUCUGACAACAACGAGCAAAGUGCAAUUCAAGUCUUAACUGUUUUUGUUUGUCUUCGGCUUCUCGGAGGUGACUAGUACUAUAUGGCUACUAUGAACUAGUGAAUCAGUGUGCACUACACUAAAAUUAAUGUGCUUUUCACUUGUGUGGUAUAUGUUAAUUUAUUGUAAGAACUGGGGACAAAAGAUGUCAUAUUGUCUUUAUUAUGAAAAGAUUAGCCAUGGAUGGAUUCUUGCAGUGAUAUUUUGUCUUUCCCUGAAACUGCAGUUUGCUGUUCUAUGUCUUCUAUGGUGUGGUAAAUUCUCCUUUCAAAUAUUUAUCUGCAAAUUUAAAUGCGAUGAAUGAAUAAAAGUAAAAUGCAAGCCAGAUAAUUGAUACAAAACUUUGAAGCUUGUCAGUAGUCUCAAUCGAGAAAGUUGUCUGAAGAGAGUGUAGCAGUAGCAUAAUAUUCAUAUUUUUUGUCCUCUUUUUUAGGUUCACUGCUUUGCAGAAAAUGUGGUCAUGACAUCACCACUGCUGUCCAUCUUUAUAACAAAGCUAGUAAACUUGCUUUGAGACAGAGAAAUGACACAAUACUUGGAGUGCAGCAGCGUCUUAUUCAGCUAUUCAAGAACCCCCAUGGUACUCUCAUUUACGCCAUCGUUUUCCUUUACCACCGUCAAAUCAUAAGCAGUGCCAGAUCCAGAGCUUGAGAUGGGGGGGGGUCAUUCAGACCCAGGGGAGCGGUCUCAAAAAAACUCUUUAACGUCCCUUUGGGCCUCAGUUUGGUCUAAAAAUGAGGGGGGGGGGGGCUCUGGGUACUUCCUCUGGAUAUGCCACUGAUAAGUGACCACAAAAAAUGCCAAGAUUGUGUUCACUUAUUAGGAAAGGUUCCAAAUUUCUUUGACAAAGGAGAUUUCUUUUGGUAUUUUAGACACUGUAUCAGGACACUUAAUAUGAGAAGUGGUACCUUACAGUUACAAGAGUGAUUGUUGUACUUUGAUGAGUUUGGAUGUGGUUUAAUUCAUGGAUAUUAUUUUUGUAUUGUGCGUUUUUUAUAUGUCUCUCAUGAAGUAAAAAUGUUGUUUAAAUUUCAAUUUUUUCUGAUGAUCCUUCUUGUUCUGAAUGCCCCUUAUCCUUUCACUACUAUCAAUAAUAAUGUCUAACUUAGAACAGUGGUUACAAAGCACUGAUUUGCAUUAUUUGAUAGCACACUACUCUGAUCUGGAGACUCUAAGGCAGGAGAAAGCAGCAAAUAUUUUGUUAGCCACAUGGUUUUCCUGUAAAAUGACAUCUAAUAAGGAACAAGCACAGAAAUUCCGUACUGUUGAUGUGUCACUACCCAGAUAGACUGGGCUAGUAUCUUCGAUUGGUGAAAGCAAAUUUCCCAUGCGGCACAACCAAACAGAAGCUCUACCCAGAUUUGGGUAGUGAUACAUCAUCCGUAUGGAAUUUCUGUGCUCAUUUGCUCAAACUUCAUUUCUCAUUAGUGAAAGCAAAGUUUUUUAAAUAUUGGGAGAGCCACACUUUUGCUCCUGGACUGGGUCGCUGAGGAUGAAGCAAAUCUGCAAAGAAUGAUUCAUCACUGAUAUUUUGUUCUCAAUGUUUUCAACAGGUCAGCAUUUUGAGCUGAUAACAGCCACCACUGCAAAUAUCAAAAGCCAUGGUGAGGUAGGCCAUAAGCAGUGGAAGGCCUUAGUUUAACCUCUUCUGACUUUUAAAUUUACCUGUACACAGUAUACUUUUUUAAAACGUCUGCAGUUGUUAAAUAGGCUUUGUUAUUGUGGUUUGGUUGUAGGCAUUUGAAGAGCAUUCAUGGUUUCCUGGCUAUGCUUGGCGCAUAGCGGUAUGUCCUCGGUGUGGUUCCCAUAUGGGAUGGUAAGCUGACUCACUCUGUGUCCCUUUAGCUUGUGAAAUCAUUGCUCUCAAACUAGAAAGAGGCAUCACCAUUCUGUGCCAAAAAUUUGUAUGCCUUACAGUUUGUUCAAUCCUAUUGUUUCGCGUUGCCUCUCCUGCAGCCUGUACAAAGUCUUCUCUCAGCAGAAAAAAUCUCAGAAUCUAACACUGUGAACAUUUGGGCACACCUUGCCUAUUCUUUUUCCUUACAAUCAGUGGCUUCUAUUAUCAGCUGUUUGCUUGGAACUGAAAUGUCCAAAAAUUAUCUACAUCUGCAUAUCUACUUAUAAGCAGAAAUAUCACUGCAUCACAUCUGUUUCACUUAAAAACAGCAUUGUGAUAAAUUCUAUAAAUAGCAUUAUUAUACAGCCUGAUUAUACAGUAUAAAAUUAACAUUUCUAUCUAACAAAAUAAAUACUUAGUGGGGUAAAAAUUAAGUGUUUUGAAUUAUUUGAGCUUGGAGGCAUGAGCUCUAAGGUUUUUAUUAAGUAAUUUAAUAAAGGGUACAAUUUCGUUUGGGUAUUCAGCAAAGUAACUCUCCCAUCUGAAGCAACUAUUCUGUGCUACUGUAGGUUAACAAAACACACAGAAUGUAAGGAAUUGUCGCCGGACAGCGAGCAGUGGUGGGGAUGGGGGAGUAUAAUACAGAAGUGUUGCCACAGAAGCCCUGUAAAGUGUCAAGAAAGUUUAAUGCCACCAAGAAAUUUGAACUUAGGUGCUAAAUUGGUGUUCAUUGUGGAAAAAGAAAAAUGAAAAUAAAGAAGGGCACGUUUUGCAUUAUACAAGUAUAGACUGGAAAAUGGAAAGUCUAGAUUUAAAGCUUCCUUCUACUUUCAAAACUGUAUGAUUCAUGUUUUUUAACAGAUUAAUAUUUAUUUUUGUUACAACUGUUAAUGGGCUGUUGCCUUUUGUGUUUAGGUCUUUUGAAGAUCCUUAUCAAAGUGAUCAGCAUGGGAAUGAAGAUAGUCACACACAUGAGACCGUAGAUGACACUCAUUCUAAGAAACCUUAUUCUUUUGUUGGACUUAUCUACCCAAACCUUAUACAAGAAUACUGUGAGUAGAAGUGUGAGUUUUUACAAAAUAUUACCUUUCACAUUUAAAAAGAGGCUGCUUUUAAAAUUGCCAUUCUUUUAAUACCGUUAUCUACAGUGCACUAAGUAAGGCUGACUGUCCCAGUGUGCGUUGCUGUCAAGAACUACAAGUGCUGUGCAUUAGCUUCUCUACAAUUUGUGUACUCAGCAGGUUUAGAAGCCGUACUUUCUAUUCGUUUUUGAACUAAGCUUUAAGGAUUCAGUUCAAGUUCAUAGCAAACCUUGCCGGCGUAACAGGCGCUUUAUGAGCGAAGCAAGGCAAACGCGGCAUUUUGCGCGAAGCGCGAAGUGUGAGACGAGGGGAGAAGAAAAAAUAAAGCGCCUGUAACCAGUCCAUUCUGGCUCUUCCGCCCACCUACGCGCACAAAUAUUGACUGACGGCGUUGAUGUCAAAAGGACCGAUGAAGACGAGUUCCAUUAUUGGAAAAUUGUCACAGGCGCUUUUUUUCCUCCUCUCCUCGUCUCGCGCUUCGCACAAAAUGCCGUGUUCGCGUCGCUUGACUCAUAAAGCGCCUGUUAUGCAGGCUAAAGGAAACCUCGCAAUUCCAUUGACCUGUAGGUGCGAAUGUCAUGGCAUUUUUCGAAGUGGCAUGUAAAUCAGUUGGUACAGAAUGAUGUAGAAUCCCUAUAAAUUACUUUGACUGUCAUUGGCUGACUUUUGAUCACGUGGCCUGGUGGGUAGUGUUUCAGUUUUCAGUAGGUCUCCUAGUCGUAAGAACGUCAGCGUGGGAGGCAACCAUUAGGUUUACUGAUCGUUAUGUGUUUGUCAUUCUGUUUUUCAGAUGCAGACUCCUUAAUAAUAACGCCAAAGGCCUAUAGAAGCUAGUCAAGAUCGUCCCAUUGGUCGUUAACCAAAGACUAAGACAUUAUUCCUUCGAAUUCCUCCAAUCACAGAACACGGCAAUCAAUACAGCGAAGCAAUCAGAACAAAGAAGGAAGUUCAAAAGGCGCAACGCGGGAAAACGCCUGCUUUUGAUUGGUUGAGAAGAAAUAGCGCAAAUGUUAAGCCAAUCAUCAGUAUUAAUGUCGUUCCAAUAUUCGUUUCCACCAUCAUCAUCUGAUGUUUUUCACGGCCACCUCUCCACAAUGGCCACUUUCUUCUGUCCCCAGUGUGGCCGUUGUGCAGUGGUUCAAUUGUAGUUGAAAACUGAAGAGGACCGGCUGGAACUGAAAUUCGUGGCGAAGUACUUUGUGUUGA